AUGAAGGUGGAAACAGCCGAAGAGAGCUAUGGCGGAACGAACUACAGUCAUACCUUCUCUUUGCACUCUGUCAGCCAAGUCAUGCCUUCCCGCUUCAUCGAAGAUACCCAGGUAAUCCGAGUCACGGGCAAGAUGCAGCAUAGCCGUUUCAAUAACGAUCUGGAUUUCCUGCAGCAGUCCGGCUUUGUCAAGACGUGCGGCUACGACUACCCUUUCAAGUCACGAAGAUGCAGGCCGAGUUCUGCGUCGACUUACGCCAAACUCCUGAAAACCCGCCACCCCAAUGACACGAGCGUGAUCGUCAUUCAUACUGGCCUCAAGGGGGACAAGGACAAAUAUGUCCUCGAGGAAAUGAGUGCGGAGAAGUACGAGACGUUGGAAUCAGAUGUCAGGGGGAAGGGAGGUCAUGUGGGGCCGAUGAGAUAUUCUACGCGGGGCCAUCGAGGUCCCCCGCUAAAUCCAGACUGGACUUUGGAAGAGCAAAAGUUCUACAGGUCGGCCCUCAGCGGCCGGGGGAGGAAUGACAGGAGGAGGAUCUCCGAAGCACUCAGAGUGCAGUUCAACGAAGCAGCGGAAGCUCGCGCCCAGUGGCUCAAAAUGUCGGUGGUUGACGGAAAGCCCUUGAUGACCAGCGGAACGAAUGGACCUGGCGAUCUUCCGCUUGGUGAGCAUUCCGCAGAUCUUCACCCACACGUCACUGCGGCAUCGUCGGACCUCUUCGAUGUCUCCCAAAUCGGAGGUUUCUGGACAGAGUGCGGAACGACGAGCUUUGGUACGAACAUGGAUCACAUGUCUUCGGAUCAGCUUGAUCAUCUCCUGGUCGGGCGUGGGGACAUGGAUCUGUUCCCUACCGACCUCACGAUGAACUGGGACGGGCUUUCUCCGCCGGAGGCCGGCGGCCUUUGGAACAAUUGGGAUUGGAGGGGAAUGGUGUAG
Molecule: messenger RNA, 936 nt
Organism: Dioszegia hungarica
Lineage: Eukaryota; Fungi; Basidiomycota; Tremellomycetes; Tremellales; Bulleribasidiaceae
Exons: 1
Coding region: 1-936 (311 amino acids)
Source: RefSeq, a predicted model, not a curated record